AUGGGAUUAAAACCAAAGAAUUUGAUUCGUCGUUUAUUUUAUAAUAAAUCUCAUUAUCGUCAUCGACAUAUUGUAGAUACCGUAAAAAUUUCAACACAUGAUCAAUCAGUACAAACAAGUUUUGAUGAUACACAACUAACAACAACAGUAAUCAUAAACACUCGCCGUUCUAGAAAACGUUCAUCUUGUGUAUUAUCAUCCGCUACACCAAAAACACGUUGUCGUUCAUCAUUAAAAACAUACAUAUCAGCUUAUUCACCAAAAAUAGUCCCGUUAAUAAAUCGUUCAAUUCAUCGUCGUCGUCGUAGUUAUGAUUUCGAUCUUAAAACACCAAAAUGUCUCAAUUCUGAAGGCUCAAAUGUUGCUUUAGUAAAGAAAAUUCGUCCAAUAACAGCUCAAUGUGAAUUCUAUGAAAGACCACUUCCAUUAGUAUCAACUGAAACAAAAAAAAUAUAUAACGAAACAACACUUGUUCCUGAUAAUCAAAAACUUUAUCAUAAUUCAUGGGGAUUUUCGUCCGAUAUACAUACAUCUGUUGAUAAACAUAACAACAAUAAUUUGUCAUUUCUUAAUGCCAAAGAAGAACCAGAACAAGUGGAUGAAACGAUCAGUAUACGAAAUCAAAAUGAACAGUUUUCUGUUGGAACAAUUGGACCAUUAAAAUGGAGUACUCCCAUUCAUGCAUCAUUUAAAGCUUCGAGUCCUUAUAGUCAAAAUCCUUAUCGGCAAAUGGAUUUAUCAUUCUCAAAUAUAUUUAAUAUUACAUGUUUAGAUUAA
Molecule: messenger RNA, 777 nt
Organism: Didymodactylos carnosus
Lineage: Eukaryota; Metazoa; Rotifera; Eurotatoria; Philodinida; Philodinidae
Source: the annotation of a GenBank genome assembly